AUGAGUUUCCCGGGAAAUCUUCCGCCCGGGAUGAAUCUCUCGUCGAUUUUAUCCUCGAUGGGCAUUGACCCAACCCAAUUGGGAAGUCUGCAGAAAAUGGCCGGCAACGCGCUGGCACAAGCUCCCGGAGUGUCCACUUGGUGGAAAGAAAUGCCCAAAGAUGCACUCGCUUUCGAAAUCGUCGUCUUUGUGAUCGUUUUCAUCAUCGCUUUGAUGACGAUCAAAAUCUGGAGGGAUAUCGUUUUGUAUGUUGAUGACGAGAGUUAUCGAAAUGACGUCACUCUGCUCGUCAGCGCUCCGUUGUUUAUUGUCAUUUUCUGCAUGCUGGGCAAUGUUUUCGUGCGAGCCGCCGGUUUGCUUUAUGCGAUUUCGUUGACUUACGUUGUACUGUGUCUUUAUCGCCUUGUCGAGCUGCUCUACGGCGUUUUCGGUGGCACAGCCGAAUUCGCGAAAUGGCUCAAAUUACAUGAGCGAAAAAUCAAUUUCGGCAUUCCUCCCGUUUGCUGUUUGACGUGUUUACCCAGUGCCGCACCGACAGAAAAAAACUUGAAUCGAAUGAAAUUGUUGGUGUUGCAGACGCCGAUCGUGCGAAUCGCCAUUCAGAUCGCGUUGAUGAUCAUGUUGAUCGAGGGAGUCAGCCCCAGCUCGGCCGGUCCUCUCGUUUUGAAUAUAAUCGGUGUGAUCUCAACGAUCACCGGCAUCUACACAACGCAUCUUUUAUUCAGAAUGACACAGGAAUUCCUCUCGGAUUUCGGUAUGACGGUUCUCUUCCGAUCGGUCGAUCUUUGUCAAGCGUUACUUACAAUAAUGAAAUUCAUCUUUGACAUUCUUGGACGUAAAAAAGCUUUCAAUCCAUAUGGACAUUUACAAUCACCGGGAGUUGCAGCAUUUUGGUUCAAUGUGGGAAUGUCGUUUGCUUGUCUCCUCCUUUGCCUUCUCCAAUUUUUCUUCACUCGACCCGGGAAAUGUGCCCUAUUCGACUCAAAAUUCAUCAAAAAGACGAUAGCACAGAGAUAUGCGUCAAAAAUGGCGGACGGGGAGCAACAAGCUGCACAAAAUAAUCGAAUACAGUCGUCGGCUAUG
Molecule: messenger RNA, 1083 nt
Organism: Mesorhabditis belari
Lineage: Eukaryota; Metazoa; Nematoda; Chromadorea; Rhabditida; Rhabditidae
Source: the annotation of a GenBank genome assembly